Pisolithus orientalis is the source of this 1616-nucleotide messenger RNA. RefSeq names its product Enolase, C-terminal TIM barrel domain-containing protein. The record is from RefSeq and is a predicted model, not a curated record. Gene Ontology annotation, molecular function: phosphopyruvate hydratase activity; magnesium ion binding. Lineage: Eukaryota; Fungi; Basidiomycota; Agaricomycetes; Boletales; Pisolithaceae. Bases 48 to 1382 code for a protein of 444 amino acids. Gene Ontology annotation, cellular component: phosphopyruvate hydratase complex. Gene Ontology annotation, biological process: glycolytic process. The transcript has 8 exons.
AAAAAAGAUUGCGGACCAGCUCCACCGCACAUCCACCGUCCUCCAUCAUGUCUGUCACCAAAGUCCAUGCCCGCCAGAUCUUCGAUUCCCGCGGAAACCCAACCGUAGAGGUUGAUCUCUAUACAGAACGAGGUCGAUUCCGCGCUGCCGUGCCUUCUGGCGCGUCCACUGGUGUUCACGAAGCCGUCGAACUUCGUGAUGGCGAUAAGGCCAACUACGUCGGAAAGGGUGUCUCCAAGGCCGUUUCAAACGUCAACGAUAUCCUCGGCCCUGAACUCGUCAAGUCAGGCCUCAAGGUCACCCAGCAGAAGGAGAUCGAUGAUUUCCUUAUCAAACUCGACGGCACCCCAAACAAGGGCAAACUCGGUGCUAAUGCCAUCCUUGGUGUGUCCAUCGCCGUUGUCGAGGCCGGCGCUGCAGAAAAGGGUGUGCCCGUCUACCAACACCUUGCUGAGCUCGCCGGCGUGAAACCCCCUUAUGUCUUGCCCUGCCCGGCUUUCAACGUCAUCAACGGUGGCUCACACGCUGGUAACAAGCUUGCUUUCCAGGAGUUCAUGCUCCUGCCCACCGGUGCUUCCUCUUUCACGGAAGCAAUGAAGAUCGGGACGGAGACGUAUCACACCCUGAAGAAGGUCAUCAGCGCCAAGUACGGCAUCGAUGCCGUCAACGUUGGUGAUGAGGGUGGUUUCGCCCCUAACGUGUCCGGCGCUGAGGAAGCCCUCGAACUGCUCUCGGAGGCCAUUAAGAAGGCUGGAUAUGAGGGAAAAAUAAAGAUUGCUCUUGAUGUCGCCUCGUCGGAGUUCUACAAGGAUGGCAAGUACGAUUUGGAUUUCAAGAAUCCCAAAUCGGAUCCUCAGAAUUACAUCUCUGGGACCGAGCUCGCUGAGCUUUAUAUCUCUUACUGCAACAAAUACCCUAUCGUUUCCGUCGAAGACCCAUUCGAUCAGGAUGACUGGGAAGCAUGGGUUCACUUCACGAAGCACAGCUCCGUGCAAAUAGUGGGUGAUGACUUAACUGUCACUAACCCCUUGCGUAUCAAGACGGCCAUCGAGAAGAAGGCUUGCAACGGCUUGCUCCUGAAGAUCAACCAAAUCGGUACUAUUUCGGAGUCAAUCCAGGCUGCGCAGCUCGCCCAGUCCGAUGGUUGGGGUGUCAUGGUUUCUCACCGCAGUGGUGAGACCGAGAACACUAUCAUCGCAGACCUCGUCGUUGCCCUUGGUACUGGCCAGAUCAAGACUGGUGCGCCCGCACGAAGCGAGCGCGUCGCAAAAUACAAUGCCUUGUUGCGCAUCGAAGAGGAGAUCUCGGGCAGCGGUGCGACAUACGCAGGUGGGAAAGGUCUCGCUGAGGGUCUCAACGCGCCUGCUUUGCACAAAAAGUAAAAGAUUUCGCGAGGAAGCUGGUUACGAUGAGCUUCUUGUUGGAGCAAAACUAGACGGUGUGCGGGUGGCUUUGUACGAUUCAUUUUAGACGGUUGCAUUGAUGUUGUGCUCAUUAUAUGCUAUUUGCGAGAAAAUGUCAUUAUCGUUUUUUUAGAUCGAGCAACAAUGGGUUAUCAGUUUGCCGAAUCUCCUUGAUUUGAAGUCGAACGUGAUAAGGGGGGUCACGUGCAAUGA